Messenger RNA from Anolis carolinensis (green anole), 3347 nucleotides. It is a transcript of the gene acadvl, whose product is annotated as acyl-CoA dehydrogenase very long chain. Gene Ontology annotation, molecular function: flavin adenine dinucleotide binding; very-long-chain fatty acyl-CoA dehydrogenase activity; fatty-acyl-CoA binding. NCBI's taxonomy places the organism in Eukaryota, Metazoa, Chordata, Lepidosauria, Squamata, Anolidae. The transcript is spliced from 20 exons. Bases 111 to 2066 code for a protein of 651 amino acids. The record is from RefSeq and is a predicted model, not a curated record.
CCUUUCUGUUGAACUCAUGACCUUGCGGGGAGGGAGGGGCCUGUGGAGAGGAGUGAGGAAGGCCGAAAGUCAGGGAUUUUCUUCCUGAGGAAACUACAGAUCCCAUCGCCAUGCAGACCCUCCGCCUGCCCCCCAAGCUGUGCUGGGGACUCCUGAGGUCCAAGGGGGUCCCAGUGUUGACGUUGCCGCAGCCCCUUGGAGUCAGACUGUAUGCAGCCCAGACCGCUGAGGCCGUGCUGGAAAAAUCGGGCACCAAGACAGAUUCUGCUUCACAAGCUAUGUCUGAAAAAGCCUCUCGAUCCACGGAGUCCAAGUCGUUUGCGGUGGGUAUAUUCAAAGGUCAGAUCAACACGGAGCAAGUUUUCCCUUACCCUUCAGCGCUUACGGAAGAACAAGCCCAGACGUUGAAAGAACUGGUGGGUCCGGUUUCUCGGUUCUUUGAGGAGGUAAACGACCCAGCCAAGAACGAUGCCUUGGAAAAAGUGGAGGAGAAGACCAUGGAAGGCCUGAAGGAGCUCGGAGCAUUCGGUUUGCAGAUCCCGGUUCAAUUAGGCGGCUUGGGGCUCAGCAACACGCAGUAUGCCCGGCUGGUGGAGAUUGUGGGGAUGCACGACCUCGGGGUGGGCAUCACGCUCGGGGCGCACCAGUCCAUCGGCUUCAAGGGCAUCCUCCUCUACGGAAACCCGGCGCAGAAGGAGAAGUAUCUCCCCAAAUUGGCCACAGGAGAGACCAUUGCGGCCUAUUGCCUGACGGAGCCUUCCAGCGGUUCGGACGCGGCCUCCAUCCGUUCGACGGCAGAGCUGAGCCCCUGCGGCAAGUUCUACACCCUGAACGGAAGCAAGAUCUGGAUCAGCAACGGCGGCAUUGCGGACAUCUUCACCGUGUUUGCACGAACGUCCGUGAAGGACGAGACCACGGGCGAAGUGAAGGACAAGAUCACCGCCUUCAUCGUGGAGCGGUCCUUUGGAGGGAUCACCACCGGACCCCCCGAGAAGAAGAUGGGCAUCAAGGCCUCCAACACGGCGGAGGUUCACUUCGACGGGGUCCGCGUCCCCGUUGAGAACGUCUUGGGGGGCCCCGGUGCCGGGUUCAAGGUGGCCAUGAACAUCCUCAACAACGGCCGCUUCGGGAUGGCCGCUGCCUUGGCCGGAACCAUGCGCGGGGUCAUCGGCAAAGCGGCGGAUUUUGCUGCAAACCGGACCCAGUUUGGAGACAAAAUCCAUAACUUCGGAACGAUCCAGGAGAAGUUGGCGCGGAUGGCCCUGCUCCAGUACGUGACGGAGUCCAUGGCAUACAUGAUCAGCGCCAACAUGGACCAAGGCGCGACGGACUUCCAAACCGAAGCCGCCAUCAGCAAAAUCUUUGGCUCGGAAGCGGCCUGGACGGUCACUGACGAAUGCAUCCAACUCAUGGGCGGGAUGGGCUUCAUGAAGGACACCGGCGUGGAGCGUGUCAUGCGCGACCUGCGCAUCUUCCGGAUCUUUGAGGGCACCAAUGACAUCCUGCGACUCUUUGUGGCCCUGAACGGAUUCCAGAACGCUGGGAACCAGCUCCGCGGGUUGCAGCGGGCCAUGAAGAACCCCAUUGGGAACGCAGGGAUGCUGGUCAGCGAAGUCGGGAAGCGGGUCCGCAGGAAAGCCGGCCUGGGAACCGGGAUUUCUCUCACUGCCUUUGUCCACCCGAGCCUGAGUUCGAGUGCCGAACAGACGGUCCGGGCCAUCGAUCUCUUUGCCGGAGUCGUGGAGGAGCAGCUCAUCAAAUACGGCAAGAAGAUCAUUGAUGAACAGUUUGUGUUGAAACGCGUCGCCGAUAGCGCCAUCGAUUUGUACGCCAUGGUGGUGGUCCUCUCCAGAGCUUCCCGGUCUCUGGAGAAAGGCCAGCCCACGGCCCAGCAUGAGAAGGCGCUUUGUGACACCUGGUGCAUUGAGGCCUCCGACCGGGUCACCCGCAACCUGUCCUCCUUGCGCUCGGCCUCCACGCGGCAGCUCUUCAAGAACCUCCGGGGCAUCUCCAAGGCCGUGGUGGAGAGCGAGGGGGUCGUCACCCCAAACCCUCUGGGCAUCUGAGGAGGACCCCUUCUGCUUCUCAGGCCGCCCGCAUGCGCACAUCAUCACCCUCCGCCAGAAAUCAAUACCCAUCCAAUGAUAUCAAUGAGAAGGAGUCGCCCGCCGCGUCCGAAAAGGGUCUCCGCGGGGGGCAUAUUUAGGGAGACGACCUAGACCUCUUUGAGAGAGACAUGCCUUUAAUGCGCCCCUCAUGAAGGGGGACCUAUGCAGACACAUUAGAAGCCAUAGUUGCCCUGAGCUCAAUGGAACAGGAGCCUUAUUUACAUUUCCCUUUUGGGUUUCUCUUCUUUUUUGUAGACGUUGAGCUCUUGGUUUGUCGUCUCCCAUCCUCUUCCCCCACAACAACAACAACAACAAUAAUAAUAGUAGUUAUUAUUAUUAUUAUUAUUAUUAUUAUUAUUACUAUUAAUUUGGGGGAACUGGAUCCUGGAACCCACCCAAUUGUUUUGUUUUCACAUUGCAAUAAUACCUCCUUUUUUGUAGACAUUGAGUUCUUGGUUUGUCGUCUCCCAUCCUCUUUCCCCACAAUAAUAAUAAUAAUAAUAAUAAUAAUAAUAAUAAUAAUAAUAAUAAUAAUAAUUUAAUAAUAAUAAUAAUAAUUUAAUAAUAAUAGUUGUUACUAUUAUUAUUUUGGGGGAACUGGAUCCUGGAACCCACCUGAUUGUUUCGUUUUCAUGUUGCAAUAAUACCUCCUUUUUUGUAGACAUUGAGCUCUUGGUUUGUCGUCUCCCAUCUUCUUCCCGCACAAUAAUAAUAAUAAUAGUUAUUAUUAUUAUUAUUAAUUUGGGGGAACUGGAUCCCGGAACCCACCCGAUUGUUUCGUUUUCACAUUGCAAUAAUACCUCCUUUUUUGUAGACAUUGAAUUCUUGGUUUGUCAUCUCCCAUCCUCUUUCCCCACAAUAAUAAUAAUAAUAAUAAUUUAAUAAUAAUUAUUAUAAUAAUAAUUUAAUAAUAAUAGUUGUUACUAUUAUUAUUUUGGGGGAACUGGAUCCUGGAACCCACCUGAUUGUUUCGUUUUCAUGUUGCAAUAAUACCUCCUUUUUUGUAGACAUUGAGCUCUUGGUUUGUCGUCUCCCAUCCUCUUCCCGCACAAUAAUAAUAAUAAUAGUUAUUAUUAUUAUUAUUAAUUUGGGGGAACUGGAUCCCGGAACCCACCCGAUUGUUUCGUUUUCACGUUGCAAUUUGGCUACGCAAAAUCCAAAGAGUGUCCUGUUUCCCGGUUCCCUCCGUUCCAAGCUAUUGUUAUUUUCUUAUAAUUAUUAAAUACCUUUUGCAAAUUG